This is a messenger RNA of Vigna umbellata (rice bean), 1008 nucleotides long. RefSeq names its product 1-aminocyclopropane-1-carboxylate oxidase-like. The record is from RefSeq and is a predicted model, not a curated record. Lineage: Eukaryota; Viridiplantae; Streptophyta; Magnoliopsida; Fabales; Fabaceae.
GGCUCUUCUCACAGCAUACAGUUGCAGAGGGUGGUAAAGUGAGAUAGAAAAGAAAAGAAAAAAAAUAGAGAAAUGGAGAAUUUUCCCGUUGUUGACAUGAAGAACCUUAACAAUGAAGAGAGAGGAACAACCAUGGAGAAGAUAAAAGAUGCGUGCGAGAACUGGGGUUUCUUUGAGGUGGUGAAUCAUGGAAUAUCGAUAGAGUUGAUGGACAGAGUGGAGAGGCUGACGAAAGAGCACUACAAAAGGUGUAUGGAGGAAAGGUUCAAGGAAACGGUGGCAAGCAAAGGAUUUGAAUGUGCUGAGUCUGAAAUCAAUGACUUGGACUGGGAAAGCACCUUCUUUUUGCGCCAUCUUCCUGUCUCUGACAUUUCAGACAUUCCUGAUCUCGCCCAAGAUCACAGGAAGGUGAUGAAGGAUUUUGCUGUGGAACUGGAGAAACUGGCCGAGCUAAUUCUGGAGUUGGUGUGUGAGAAUCUUGGGCUGGAGAAAGGGUAUCUGAAGAAGGUGUUUUAUGGGUCAAAGGGUCCUAAUUUUGGGACCAAAGUCAGCAACUACCCUCCUUGUCCGAAGCCAGAGCUGAUAAAGGGUCUGAGAGCUCACACAGAUGCUGGUGGCAUCAUUCUACUAUUCCAAGAUCACAAGGUCAGUGGAUUGCAGCUCUUGAAAGACGGCCACUGGAUUGAUGUUCCCCCAAUGCGCCACUCCAUUGUCAUCAACCUUGGCGACCAACUUGAGGUUAUUACGAAUGGAAAAUACAAGAGUGUGAUGCAUCGUGUGAUUACACAAACCGAUGGGAACAGAAUGUCCAUAGCGUCGUUUUACAAUCCAGGGAAUGAUGCAGUGAUAGCUCCGGCGGAAGCGUUGGUGAAGGAAGACGAGAGUAGCAAAGUUUAUCCCAAGUUUGUUUUUGAUGAUUACAUGAAGCUCUACGCUGGCCUUAAAUUCCAGGCCAAAGAGCCCAGAUUUGAAGCUAUGAAGGGAGUGUGCCUCGUUAUGCAUGUGUAG